This is a messenger RNA of Sinocyclocheilus grahami, 1110 nucleotides long. Its product is annotated as delta-like protein B. NCBI's taxonomy places the organism in Eukaryota, Metazoa, Chordata, Actinopteri, Cypriniformes, Cyprinidae. Gene Ontology annotation, molecular function: calcium ion binding. Gene Ontology annotation, biological process: multicellular organism development; cell communication; Notch signaling pathway. Bases 1 to 1110 code for a protein of 369 amino acids. Gene Ontology annotation, cellular component: membrane. The transcript is spliced from 7 exons. The record is from RefSeq and is a predicted model, not a curated record.
AUGGCUGCAACAGAUGCCGGUUGGGUGAUCUGCAGGAGGACGCGAGACUGCAACAUCUUUUUCAGGAUUUGUCUGAAGCAUUCGGAAGACGUCAUCUCCGCUGAGCCUCCGUGCACCUUCGGAACCGGACAGACGAAUGUCCUGCGAGCGGACCAGAGCUCUAUAGCCAGCAGCGCAGCCAUCCGGGUGCCUUUCCACUUCAAGUGGCCGGGGACGUUUUCUCUUAUUAUUGAGGCAUGGAAUGCUGAGUCUCCAAAAGAGCAUCAUGACUACACAGAGAAUCAAAACAACCUAAUCAGUCGUUUAGCAACACGAAGGCGCUUGGCGAUUGGAGAAGACUGGUCUCAGGAUGUACAUUUUGGAGACCAGAGUGAGCUCCGUUACUCGUAUCAUGUUUUCUGUGAUGAGUUUUACUUCGGUGAGGCAUGUUCAGAUUACUGCCGUCCUCGUGACGAUACACUGGGACACUACACCUGCGAUGAGAAUGGAAACAGGGUAUGCCUGGAGGGAUGGCAGGGAGACUACUGCUCUGACCCCAUCUGCUCUUCAGACUGCAGCGAGCGUCACGGUUACUGCGAGUCACCUGGUGAGUGCAAGUGUCGUCUGGGAUGGCAGGGGCCAUCCUGCAACGAGUGUGUGCAUUACCCGGGAUGCCUACAUGGAACCUGCUCGCAGCCAUGGCAGUGUGUGUGUAAGGAGGGCUGGGGAGGCCUCUUCUGUAACCAGGACCUCAACUACUGCACCAACCACAAACCCUGUGCUAAUGGCGCCACCUGCACCAACACCGGACAGGGCAGCUAUACCUGCACCUGCCGGCCAGGAUAUGGGGGCACAAACUGUGAGCUGGAGAUUAAUGAGUGUGAUUGCAACCCCUGCAAGAAUGGUGGCAGUUGCAAUGAUUUGGAGAAUGAUUACUCCUGUACAUGUCCUCAGGGAUUCUAUGGGAAGAACUGUGAGAUCAUUGCGAUGACAUGUGCGGAUGACCCCUGCUUUAAUGGAGGGACAUGUGAGGAAAAAAUCACUGGUGGCUACGUCUGCCGCUGCCCCUCAACCUUUACCGGAUCCAACUGUAAAAAAAAAAAAAACGAGCAUCUGACUUUGCGCAUGUAA